CCACGUAAAAAAAACCAGUCUCACGAGCCCCCGCGAUGAGAAAACCGAGCAAAAAGAAAACCCAGGAUAUGCGCGUCCAGUCUGAUCCCGAUAGGAUCCCCCGCCUCCGCCGCCGCCCUUUCCUCGCAUCCGCCGCUGCCGCCGCCAUUUCCCAUCUCAGCAGCCGCUGACCUCCAGCACCUCCCGUGCUUCGCCGCUCUCCGCUACCCGAGCGCGCCGCCCUGCGAGCCCAACACCGCCAGGCCUCCCCGCGCUGAAACUCCAGUGCUGCAGAGCCCGACGCCGUCCUCGGUGUUGCCCCCCCCCCCCCCCACCCCACCCCACCGACGGAUGGACGGACCCACCCCCCGCCGCGUCCUGCGAGGCUGAUGCGCCGGCCUGCGUUGCCCUCGCGCGUCACCCAGCCAGCCAGCCCGCCCUAGGGGACUGACGGCGGCUGCCGCGUGCCGUCACGGGGCUCCUUCUUCCUCCUCGCGUGGCUGCCCAUGGCGUCGUCCCUCCCAUGGCGUCCUCUCCGUAUCCCCUUCCCAUGGCUCCGUAUCCCCUUCCCAUGGCUCUCAUCCCUCUCUCUGAUGUGGUUCCUCUCCUUGCUCUUGAACCCUAGAACAACAACAUGGUAUCGAAUCUAAUCGUUCCUCUCCUGCGGGUUAAUUGGAUUUCAAAAUAGCACGUUGCAGCAAUCAAGGCUGGAAAAGGGGAUGUGCUUCCUCAAGUUUACUGCAAAGGUUCCAGUUUGUAACAAAAACCCCUAUUUCCAGGUGUUUCGCUAGGUUGGAGCAGGUGUCAAAUAUGAAUUAUUGUUUUUGUAAUAUGUGUUCAUAUUAGCUGAGGAUUGCUAUAAGAGUUAUUGUCAAACAUCCCGGUGAGUGCUUAAAACUCCUAAUUUCAUAUCAAUUUUAUAUUCUCAAUAGUCAAUAGAACUGUUGUUUACUACUGUACAAUUUUCUGUUUACCAAUACCAGCUAGAUGUUUACAAUUUUCUGUUUAGGGACACUCGAACAUUUAGCUGAUUAAUGAGGUUUUUGUGAGACCAGCUAGAUGUACAAACUAUUUUGAUGCUAAACGAAUCGGGAAAGAAUUCUUUUGUACUUGCCACUGGCCAAAUGCAAAGUUGCCCAAAUUUGUAUCAGGCAAUGACGAAGGGUCACAUAUAUGGUAAGAGUCACAUAUAUUGUGCACCUAUCUCUUCAUAUUUCUUUGCAGUUAUCCGUAAGUAUUGUCAUGUUGCAAAAAAGGUUUUCAUAAGGUCUCUUGUCUAAAUUUAUGCACAAAUUUACUGAAACCCUGGCAAUCUUUCUUAUCUCGAACAGUUUAGUGAUAUAAUUCCAUCAACAGAAGCAGUUCCGCACAAUGAAGAGCACUAGAGUUGUCUUCAGCCUGUAGUUGAUUGUGUGCAUGCUUGUGCUAGACCAAUGCAACGGUACAAGACAUGCAUAUUGCUCUGAUAACUGCCAUGCCAUCAGUUUUAUGUUGAAGUUUCGACUUAGCAUAAGUUUCACCUUUUCAAUGGUUCAUCAACUUGGGCAAGCAAGCUGGGGUUGGCAUUCUAGAUUUGAAUAAUGUUACAUUAUUAUCAUCCCAACUGACAUUUAUUUGCUUCCCACUUGUACAGCUAUUCCUAGAAUUUAAUUUAGGUUCAAAAGAGGUGCAUAAAUAGUGUCCAUAUAGGAAUUGUUCUUAUCGAAAAGAUGGUGAAGAACAGAAUUCGUUGCAAGUAUAAUAAUUUCUUUCUUGUUUUCUCUAUUCAAAUACCGUUUUUCCGUAACAACGCACCGAUUAAAGAUCUGCCCAUGGCAACAGCUAGGGAAAGAUGAUGACGAGCUCCUCGAACCUGAUGUAGAUGCGGCCCACCUGGAUGCCAACCGGCACGACGAACGCUCGAUAGAACCCCUGCACGCCACUCGGUUUCUUUGAGACAAAUGGUACUCAACUCAAAAUACAAUGGUGGCAGAACAGGUACUCCUUGAGUCCUUGAUAUCUACUAUGAGCAGCCAAAAUUACUGAUCUGAAUGUGUACUUCACUCAAUCAUGUCGCUGGCAGUAAAAUUGAUUCAUGCAGUAGAUCCUAUACAGCAGCCGCUUUUGUGCUACACCAAGUAAUUUCAUAGUGCUAGCACAUAGAAGCUUCUCUAGAUAGCACUGGGGCUGAUUCAGUUAUAUAGGUAAAGAAAAUAAAAGGUUAUAAUGCAUUACAGGAGCAGCAGGGCAAGAGGAAUAAGCCUUUCUUUUUAUUGGGUUGAUAUUUAUGCAUUCAUAAAUUGUUUCUUCAGAAUUUUAAUCCAGAUGUGAAGUGGCAAGGAUGCAUUAUCUAGAAUGAGUCUAAUCAUGAAUAGACAAGUCAAUUAAAUCCAUCUUGGUGAUUAAGUUUAUGAAUCAAAAUUAUCUACUACUGCAGAAAGGAAGAAAACAAGUCACAGUUAUUCUCUCAGUUGUGUUCAUAUCCAGUGUGGGUUUGCUCUGCAUUUUCAUACUUGGAGCAAAUAGGGCAAGCUAUAAAUCCUUUUGGUAGACUAUUACAUCCUAUCUACUACCUGAAUUGAAGCUAUAAAUAACUUUGCUACCUGUUAGCAGCAGCAUGGUUGUCUUUAUCUACACUGCCGGUAAAAUUGUAUGCUUAUUGCGAUCCUCAAUUAACAAAAAGUGGAAAUGAACAAAUAAUUUCUGUAUACUUGCGACUGUACCAGGGACAGAAAAGUUUGUUCAUUUGCUUGAUAUUGUACUUUUUAUUGCAUAUAUAGUUUUGCAUGAAGCAGGUAAAUGAAAUUUUCAGUGUUAUGGGGAUGCAUGAAACCAUGUGCCAACUUUGUUCUCAGGUAAUAGGGGAGGGAAUAAAGCUGCCGCUGCUCACACAGCACACCAAUUUGUUGAAUGUGCAAGCGAAGAUACUAUUGUCAUACUACAUGUCUGCAUACAUAGUACAUAGGUAUAGUAUAUGGAUGAAUGUACUCUCUGCUGCUCCCCCGAUGGCUGGCUCAACCUCAAUGUAUGCAAAUUAAUCUGCUUAUUUUACUCAAUCAAUUAAAGGAUUCUGUCUUGAUGUACUGAUGCACACGCACACAAUAAAAAGCAACAUUAUAUAUGCCAAACUUGUCAUAGGUGCUAGAGUAGUUGUCAAUACAAACUAAAGCCAAUUAUCAACUUGGCCAAUUUGAAGUUCAUUAAGUAAUUAGUACUGCUGUUGAACUGUCAGAGUAUAGUAGCUCAGAAAUGUCGAUCAAUCCCCAACCUUGAUGUUUAAUAUUAUUGUUGCCUGAGAUGGUUCUGUUCUCACAUCUUGCAUUGCAGUUAGCAUCUCGGUCACCAAGGAGGGUGUGAAGUUCUCCACUUCUGGAGACAUUUGAACUGCAAACAUUUUCUGUAGGCAGAACAAGACGGUUGAUAUCUCUGUUACGGCCACUAAUUGGUACCAUGAAGCUUUACACAUCCUUCAAGAAGGGUGGCAAGUGGCAACGCGCUCAAGACGGCGCAGGGUGGCUUCGAUCUCAGCAAGAUCAUCGACAUCAUCGUCUCCUGUGGGUACACGUAGCCAAAACUGGAAAACAAGGAAUUCUCAGGCGAAUGCUUGUUGACGCACAUGGCAAGUGAAGUAUUUCCCUGCUACCAUCAAAGCUAUAGCUGGAUGAUCCUCGGCAUUACUGGUUCAACUCAGAGCUUUUUUUCAGCCCGGUUUGCAUUGCCUUGUAUGGUGUAGGGGAUCUUUUGUUGUUUUAGAUUACUCUUUUCUUUUUUAGUUUGUACUCAUAUACACAACAUGGUUUCUCAAUUUCUUUAAUACAAAUAGGAAGCGCUCUGCAUGUAACCACAUUCAUUUCCCAAAAGGAAUUUCUCAUGUUGCAAAUUAUGAAAUGGAUAUUUGUAAGCCAUGGGCGGCUGUCUUGAUCUGACGUGUUUAAUUUACAUAAUUUCCUUGUGCAUUUAGUACUUGUUUCGGUACUUGAGCAUGCAUACUUAGUGAUAUUUACUCUUUUUCUCGGAUACUUAGUGAUAUUUACAAUUGUAAGAAGAGGGUCCAUGGCCAAGUUCUUCGUUAAUCUUGAUGUGCAUUGUAUUAUUGGUCCAUUAUAGUAUUUGGUUUCCUCUCAUAUUGUCAAAGUUAGUGAUUAUAUGACUUGGAUCAUGUACAUGUACAUAAGCAGCGGUGCCUUGUUAUCCGAUGACCAUGACCGUCGAUUUUUUAUGUUUUCCAUUCUUGUUGAGCUAUAAAAUGUUCAUCUUGCUGUUGCAACGCACAGGCACUUAGAUAGUCUGUUUAAAGGCCGUCUGCUACCCCCCUGCUGCAGGACGCAGGGCACACUCUAGGAUCGUCGUGUGUUAGCGUCUGCUGUUACCUGAUCCAGUCCCUCUCUCCUGUACGACCGGCGUAGGCUGGAGGCCGGACCGUCGAGAUGCCGGUGGCCGGCGUCUACCGUUCAUUUUGAUACAGGUGUUUAAUCGCUGUUCAUUGUCUUUGCCUCUCGGCAGCAGCUGUGUUGGGGUUUUUUUCUUUCUUUCUGAAAGAUCCUGCAAGGCUGGCUUUUCAUAUAUUAGCAGGUGGUACUUUGUAGCACGAUCGAUCUUUGCACAUGCAUGCGCUUCUCUGACUCGACUAACCUUUUCCUUAGGCAGCCUCUUAUUGGCAGAUCAAGCGUGAUGCCUUUGUGGCACGGUCAAGUCUUGGAUGGCCCCUUGUUCCAAACUUAGCUUUUAGGGUGUUCCAAGCAAAUCAAACCGAUACUGAACAUCUCUAUGCGGAUAUGCCUGAGAUUUUCCCGUAGAGGCAAAAAAACAAAGUCUGAUGGCGGCCGGUAAUAUUGGAAUUGGUGGUAUCGUACGUGCGGGCUCGCCCUUUCGAUCUUGUUCCUGGAAACCUUUUUUUUGGCAAGAUCGCCGUGUUCCAAGGCGGCGAUGAGAUCAUACGAAACGGGCAACACGUACGUAAGAAAAAGUCACACCAUAUCUUUCUUCCGAUCCCGCGGGGAGAUGAGAUCAGGUCCACCGCGUCCAAAACAGAAAGAAACGCACGCAACAAACCAACAACCCGAACCCACAGAGGCCAAACGGAGGAAAAAAAAAUAUCUCUCCAGACUGCAGUAACGACGAGUAUCAGCGCCGGGGGGAGCUGUACCAGGGCUGUGCAAGGCUGAGAAUAUACGGUUCUGUUUCUUCAUCUUCUCUCUGGCAAGGUGAUUGAGUUUAUAGGGCGCCUUUGUCAGGGUGGUGGCCAUGGCGUUUGCUUUCCCCUGCUGCGCGUAUAUAAGCCGGCGAAAGUGUAGGCAGAGGAAUUACUCGCUGCUCUCGGGCGUCAGGAAGAUCUAGCCGUGUCGUACUGCGUCUGUCUGCACUCUGCAGAUAAUCCUUCGGAUCCCAGUGCAGGGCAGGGCAGGGCGUGGUGACUCCUGAGAGGCCCAGAGGUACAGACCCACCAUUGUAGAUAAACCCUUUGCGGCGACCAGCAGUCAGUUGCACACGAAGGCCGGCGAGAUGUCAAUCGAAAUGGAGGCCCCGGAUGGGCUGGUGCGCCGGGACUCGCUCUACGGCGAAGCCGAGAAGGUUUCCGUGGACAAGCACCACGGCUCCGGGGCAAGCUGGAGCCAGACGCUGCACCUCGCGUUCCAGAGCAUCGGCGUUGUGUACGGCGACGUCGGGACGUCGCCGCUGUACGUGUACUCGAGCACGUUCCCGGACGGCAUCAAGCACCAGGACGACCUCCUCGGCGUCCUCUCGCUCAUCCUCUACACCCUCAUCCUGCUGCCCAUGCUCAAGUACGUCUUCAUCGUCCUCUACGCCAACGACAACGGCGACGGAGGAACGUUCGCGCUCUACUCGCUGAUAUCGCGGUACGCCAAGAUACGGAUGAUCCCGAACCAGCAGGCGGAGGACGCGGCGGUGUCCAACUACAGCAUCGAGGAGCCCAACUCGCAGAUGCUGAGGGCGCAGUGGGUGAAGCAGAAGCUCGAGUCCAGCAGCUCCGCCAAGAUUGCGCUCUUCACCGUCACCAUCCUCGGCACCGCCAUGGUCAUGGGCGACGGGACCCUCACGCCUGCAAUCUCUGUGCUGUCCGCGGUGAGCGGGAUCCGGGAGAAAGCGCCCCACUUGACGCAAUCGCAAGUGGUGUGGAUCUCGGUGGGCAUCCUGUUCCUGCUCUUCUCGGUGCAGCGCUUCGGGACGGACAAGGUCGGCUACUCCUUCGCGCCCAUCAUCUCGGUGUGGUUCGUCCUCAUCGCCGCCAUCGGGGUGUACAACCUCGCCGCGCACGACUACACAGUCCUCAGGGCCUUGAACCCCAAGUACAUCGUCGACUACUUCGAAAGGAACGGCAAGGAGGCCUGGGUCUCGCUGGGGGGAGUCGUCCUCUGCAUCACCGGCACGGAGGCCAUGUUUGCCGACCUUGGCCAUUUCAACAUCAGGGCCAUUCAGCUGAGCUUCACCUGCAUCCUGUUCCCCUCCGUCGCGCUCUGCUACAUGGGUCAGGCAUCCUACCUCCGCAAAUUCCCGGACAACGUCGGCGACACCUUCUACAAAUCCAUCCCAGCGGCGAUGUUCUGGCCGACGUUCAUCGUGGCCAUCUUGGCGGCCAUCAUCGCGAGCCAGGCCAUGCUGUCGGGCGCGUUCGCCAUCCUGUCCAAGGCGCUGUCCCUGGGUUGCUUCCCGAGGGUGGAGGUGGUGCACACGUCCAACAAGUACGCGGGGCAGGUGUACAUCCCGGAGAUCAACUUCCUGAUCGGCGCCGCCAGCAUCGUGGUCACCAUCGCCUUCCAGACCACCACAAACAUCGGCAACGCCUACGGGAUCUGCGUGGUCACCGUCUUCUCCAUCACCACGCACCUCAUGACCGUCGUCAUGCUGCUCAUCUGGAAGAAGCACAUGGCCUUCAUCGCGGCCUUCUACGUGGUCUUCGGCCUCGCCGAGUUCCUCUACCUGUCCUCCAUCCUCGCCAAGUUCGUGGAGGGCGGGUACCUGCCCUUCUGCUUCUCGCUCGUGCUCAUGGCGCUCAUGGCCACCUGGCACUACGUCAGGGUCAAGCACUACUGGUACGAGCUGGACCGGGUCGUCCCGGCGACCCAGCUCACGGAGCUCCUGGGCCGCCGCGACGUCGGGAGGGUGCCCGGCGUGGGCCUGCUCUACUCGGACCUCGUCCAGGGCAUCCCGCCCGUGUUCCCGCGCCUCGUCGACAAGAUCCCCUCCGUGCACGCGGUCUUCGUCUUCAUGUCCGUGAAGAACCUCCCCAUCCCGCGGGUGCCGCCGCCGGAGCGCUUCAUCUUCCGACGCGUCGGCCCCGCCGAGCACCGCAUGUUCCGCUGCGUGGCACGGUACGGAUACACGGACCAGAUCGAGGGCACCAAGGAGUUCUCCGCCUUUCUACUCGAACGACUCAAGAUGUUCGUCCAGGAGGAGGCCGCUUUCUCCUGCCACGGCGACGGAGACGACGAUGACAACGCGCGGCGCUGGGAAGCGCAGGCGGCGGCGGAGGAGGAGAAGCGGUUCAUCGACGCGGAGGCGGAGCGCGGGGUGGUGUACCUGAUGGGCGAGGCCAACGUGGCCGCGGCACCAGGGUCAUCGUUGAUGAAGAAGAUCGUGGUCAACUACGUUUACACCUUCCUGAGCAAGAACCUCAGGGAGAGCCACAAGGCGCUCUCCAUCCCCAAGGACCAGCUGCUCAAGAUCGGGAUCACAUAUGAGAUAUAGAGUUCUUCGUUUCUCCCUCGUUGUAGUAUUUACUCAGUGUUUUUUUUUUCAAAACAAAAUCGACAACAGAAAAGAAGGGAGCACCUAUGGCUCAGUCGACUGAGAAAAACUUGUUUCUCACUCGACGAGUACCAGUACGCGGAGUUUUGUCUUUCCUUCGUUGGUAGUUAUUUGUUUGGGUUUUGAUUACGUGACAUUGAAUGUUCCCAGCUUCUGCUUAGUAGUCUCAAUUUAGUCCCCGUCGGACCUGCUAGUCAA
This is a messenger RNA of Brachypodium distachyon (stiff brome), 7923 nucleotides long. RefSeq names its product potassium transporter 19. Gene Ontology annotation, molecular function: potassium ion transmembrane transporter activity. Bases 5461 to 7665 code for a protein of 734 amino acids. Gene Ontology annotation, cellular component: membrane. Gene Ontology annotation, biological process: potassium ion transmembrane transport. Lineage: Eukaryota; Viridiplantae; Streptophyta; Magnoliopsida; Poales; Poaceae. The record is from RefSeq and is a predicted model, not a curated record. The transcript is spliced from 12 exons.